AUGACAAACAGGUCGGAGUUCACAGAUGUGCUCCAGUCGCGGGAUCCAUGUGCCAGUAAUGGAAUUGUUAUCAACAUAGACCCUAUAGACCCAGAGCCAACUCCUAUUCAAAAAGAGUUCAUCUGUGAAAACACAUAUCAACAUUAUGAACAUCAUGGGAAUUCGGAAGGUUUCAAAACGUUGACGGCGUUUUUGUGCCUCAUGCUUUCUGCAUUUCUCAAUUUCUUCCUUCUCACUGUGAUUCACGAUGUCGUGCCUAGAGAGCCACUUCCUGAUCUCACGUUCAUGAUCAUUCCACAACAGAGAUGGGCAUGGAGUGUUGGAGAUGUUCUGUCUACUGUCAGUUCUAUCGUCGCAUUCACUAUCAUUUUCCUUCAUCACCAGCGGUGGAUUGUCCUUCGUCGUACAUUCAUUUUGGGUGCCAUCAUGUACGGUCUUCGUGCUGUGAUUCUUGGGGUCACGUUCCUGCCUCCUUCAUUUCACAACAGAGACGAGAUAUGUCAGCCACAAGUGAACCGAACUGCAAUGUACGGUAUGGAAAUCGCAACUAGAUUUCUCACUUAUGUGAUAACACUAGGACUUACUUCUGGACAGGAUAAGAUUCUUUGUGGAGACCUGAUGUUCAGCGGACAUACCGUUGUACUCACAAUCAUGUAUUUUGUCCAGCUGCAGUACACGCCGAGAGGACUGGUUAUUCUCAGAUACAUCGCCGCGCCUAUCACUUUUCUUGGCAUUGGAGCGCUUGUCGUGUCAGGCGGCCACUAUACAAUGGAUGUGCUGAUUGCAUACUGGUUGACGAGUCACGUUUUCUGGUCUUAUCACCAAAUUUUCGAAAUGAAAAAGGAGGACAGACCUCAGGCGCCACUGAGUAGACUUUGGUGGUUCUGGUUGUGCUACUGGUUUGAAUCUGAUGUUUCUGACGGAAAACUGAUUAACAAGUGGAGCUGGCCGUUGGAGAGUCCACAAAAGAUGCAUUCCAUCAUGAAUCGCAUUAAUCUCAAACUCCAAUAG
This is a messenger RNA of Caenorhabditis briggsae, 1011 nucleotides long. It is a transcript of the gene Cbr-sms-2, whose product is annotated as Protein CBR-SMS-2. Bases 1 to 1011 code for a protein of 336 amino acids. NCBI's taxonomy places the organism in Eukaryota, Metazoa, Nematoda, Chromadorea, Rhabditida, Rhabditidae. Gene Ontology annotation, molecular function: sphingomyelin synthase activity; ceramide cholinephosphotransferase activity. The record is from RefSeq and is a predicted model, not a curated record. Gene Ontology annotation, cellular component: Golgi membrane; endoplasmic reticulum membrane. Gene Ontology annotation, biological process: ceramide biosynthetic process; sphingomyelin biosynthetic process. The transcript has 6 exons.